Messenger RNA from Benincasa hispida (wax gourd), 1014 nucleotides. Its product is annotated as CASP-like protein 1E1. The record is from RefSeq and is a predicted model, not a curated record. NCBI's taxonomy places the organism in Eukaryota, Viridiplantae, Streptophyta, Magnoliopsida, Cucurbitales, Cucurbitaceae.
UGGCGUAUAAAACCUUCAAAUUUCAAACGCUCUGCAAAUUUGGCAGCAAUCCAAACUCAGAACCAGACAACGCAGAUUAAGUACUUCCUCUGAUCCUCUCUCACGUUUCCAUUUCCUUUUUUCUGCACUAUGUGGCAUCUUCAAUGGCUUCCAACGCAUCCCAAUUCCAACCCCUAAUUUCAACACCUUCCUUAAAUCCUUCCCCUAUGAAUAUGGUUUUGGUUUCCCCUCGCAUUCUCCAAUUUUCAACUCCUAUUUCUCCUCUCUCUCGAAGGAACUGUCCAUGGACGGCCCGAGAAAGGCCGGAUUCGGCGUACCGGACGGAUCGCGGUCGGAGACGACAACGGCUAGGUUUUGCGAUCUCAUUGUGAGGUUUGUGGCGAUGAUUCUAACUUUGGCUGCUGCUGUGGUUAUCGGCGUCGAUAAACAGACGAAAACGGUGCCGCUUCAACUCGCCGACGCGUUGCCGCCGCUCCACGUUCCGGUUACUGCACGGUGGCAUUAUUUAUCCGCUUUUGUGUAUUUUGUAGUAGCAAACGGAAUAGCAUGUUCAUAUGCAGCCUUCUCGCUGGUACUUUCAGCAUUAAACAAGGGCAAAAGCAGAGGCUUCAUAAGAUCGGCGAUAAUCGUGAUGGAUAUUCUGACGGUGGCGCUGCUGUUCUCCGGCUUCGGAGCUGCCGCUGCCGUUGGCGCCAUUGGCCGGCAAGGGAAUUCACAUCUUAAUUGGAACAAAAUUUGCAAUGUGUUUGGAAGAUUCUGUGGCCAAGGAGCUGCCUCUCUUCUCCUUUCCUUGCUUGGAGCGACGUCGUUUCUCGCUCUUUCUGUGCUUUCUGCUUUGAGGCUUCAAAGGGGAUUCAAGUGAGAAACCAAAUAAAAACAAAAACAAAAAACAAAAGUUUUUCAAUUAUAUUGUCUUGUAAUUGUGUAAUUUGGCGUUGUUUUUGUUAGAUUUAAUGAGAUAUUUAAUAUCGUAAAUGUGUUAUCUUAGAGUAUAUGUUAUGAUUAUGCUUGGUA